Molecule: messenger RNA, 4695 nt
Organism: Cladocopium goreaui
Lineage: Eukaryota; Dinophyceae; Suessiales; Symbiodiniaceae
Source: the annotation of a GenBank genome assembly
CUGCACCUCGCAUCGUUUUAAGGGUUUUAACGGCCAUGGCGGAAGAUGAGGUUCCCCAGGGCGUCAUCGUCUGUGUCCGCUUGCGGCCCAUGUUUGUGAAGCGGCCGGAUGGCACACCAGGGCGAGAGGCCACAUGCCAACGGGUGGUGGAGAUGGAAGGCAAGGCCGAAAAAGGUGUGGGCUGUGCUGUCACCAAGAUCUAUGAUCCAGCGGAUAUGAGUGCAGAACCGCGCUCCUAUGCAUUUGACCGCAGUUGGUGGAGCUGUGAUGGCUCCACCGAUGAUCCAGAGAGACCGGGCUUCAGAAUACCUGAUGGCCCAAACUCCAAAUAUGUGGAUCAGGACAUGGUUUGGUCGGAUAUUGGGCAAAUUGUCAUGAAAAAUGCCCUGAAGGGCUACAAUUGCACUGUCUUUGCAUAUGGCCAAUCUGGCUGUGGCAAGUCCUACUCGGUGGUCGGGGAUUCACCCAACUGGGGGAUCAUUCCUAGAACCGUGAAAGCACUCUUCGACGUGGUCGAUGGUAAUACGGACCCCGAUGUGCGCUUUCACGUUGAGAUUGCCAUGGUGGAAGUCUACAUGGAUGAAGUCUAUGACCUUCUUGAACCCCGGAAGAAGGAACGGCAGAAGCUCAAUGUUUUCAACAACAAGGGAGAGGUCUUCAUCUACGACCCAAAGGACCGAAAGAACAUGGACAAGAUUUGGAGGGCCUGCAGCAACCACGACAAGGCGGAGUCGUUCAGGAAGAUGGGAGAUGCGAAUCGGUCGAUCCGAGCCACUGGCAUGAACCCGGAAUCCUCGCGUGGACACACUCUCUUCAUCCUUCGCUUUAGGAAGGAAGUGAAGCGCGGAGGUUGGGUGGAGGAGUUUCGAUCCAAGCUUUGCCUCGUCGAUUUGGCCGGCAGUGAACGAGCCCAUGACACCGGAUUGACGGGUGUUGGUUUGGAGGAAGGUAUUGCCAUCAAUCAGUCCCUGUCAGCUUUGGGGCAAUGCUUGGUUCAACUUUGCAAAGGUGAACGUGUGAAUUACAGUGACAAACUGACCAAGUUGCUGGCAGAAAGUCUGGGUGGAAAUGCUGUCACAGUGAUGAUCGCAGCCCUCUCACCUGCAGACAUUAACUACAACGACACGCUGUCCACACUCCGCUUCGCAGACAACGCCAAAAAGAUGCCGGUGAAGGUGAAGAAGCAACUGGAUCCCACGGCUGAACUCAUCCGACAGUUGCAGGAGGAGAAUGCCAAGUUGCAGGCUCAACUUCAAUCCAUGGGAAGCGAGGAAAUCGAGAAGGAACGCCGUGAAUGGGAAGAGAAGCUGGCGGCUGCGGACAAGAAGGUGUCGGAAUCGCAGAAGGCCUUGGAAGACAUGAAGGCGAACGCCGAGUCCAGCACUCGCGUCCACCUGGUACGCGCCAAGACCGGUGUAGAGGAAGAGGAACUCAGUGUGGAAGAACUGGAAGCCAAGGUGAAGGAGUUGGAAGAGAUGAAGAACAACAGCGACAGCAGAUUGGAGGAGCUGAAUCUGGAGAUCACCCGGCUGCAAGCGCGAAUCCAAGACCUUGGUGGUCCCGAAGAGGCUCAACAGGAGCAAGAUGAGUUGGUGGAUUUGAUGCGCAACAAGAGCACUUCGCAAGUGCAGAAUGCUUCGAUCCAAGAGCAGCAGAAGGAGACCCUGGCGAUGCUGAUGGAAGCGCGUCUGGGUGAGAUCGAACGGCUCCAAGAUGCCCGUGACGCGGUACGCCUGGAGAUUUUGAAGGUCAAGAAGAACGGGGGAGACGACACGAGUUCCCAGGAUGAAUGCCUGGCAAAGCUGGAAGAACAGUUGGUGUUGGCCCGCCAGGACUGCGAGAAGAUGAGUGAGAAGGCAGCAGAGGUUGGCAUGGGAAAGAUCUUCCAUGCUGCGAUUCUGGCACUGCAGCGGCAAGACGAAGACUCGAAGGUCCAGUACCUGCAGGACCAGCUGUCCAUUCUGCAAGCUUCCGCUGACCAGGAUCACGCCCAGGUGAAACGUCUCGAGGAGGAAAGCGUCAAAGCCUUGGCAGAAGCUGAGAAAGCGGCACAAGCGGCCAGGGAUGCGGCAGAGCACGCCCUGCAAGAGAAGAUGGAGCAAGUCCAAGCCAUGGCCGCGGAAAGGGACGAGGCGCGGACCGAGGCCUCGAGGCUGCGGGAGGAGGGCGGAAGUUACAAGGAGGACCUGCAAGAGAAACAGGAAGCCAUUGCGGCCAUCAUCAGAUCUGAGAUGCAAUCCUGGGAGGACAAGCUGAAGAAAGCGGAUGAAUCCGAGUUGGUGCUCAAGAAGUCCUUUGAGAAUAUGGGUGUCAGCAUGCAGGACAUGAUGGCGAUGAUCACCCAAGGUACUGGUUUCGGAGGUAAAGGUGCUUCCAUUUGCCACUUUGUGAACCUUUGUGAAGAUGCGCAUGAUGAUGGCUUGAUCUACAUGAUCCCACCCGGGACCACCAAGAUCAAGAAAUAUGAGGAUGAGGAUGAGGAGGUUUGCAUCAAAUUGGAUGGUGACAGUAUCAAACCCAUCCAUGCCAUCUUGGAGUCCUUGGAGUCCUCUGGGGUAACCAUCCACCCAGCCACUGAGGGAGCUGUGCUUUGGGUCAACGGCAAUGCGUUGUCAAUGAAGGACAAGGUGAAGCUGGAGCAUGGAGCCCGUGUCAUCCUGGGCCAUGACUUUGUUUUCAGGUUCGUGGAUCCCAAGGCCCAGAAAAAGAAACGCGAGAAGAAUCCCAUGGCCGCCACGGGGGGUUUCGAUGAGAAGGGAGCCCCAGUAAUCAUCGAUUGGCAGUACGCCAUGUCGGAGCUCAGUCGCAAGAACGGCGUGGACGUGGAGGAGGAGAUCCGCAAGGCUCGUGAGAAGUUGAACGAUGAGAUGGCGCAACGAGAGAAGAAACUCGCGGAGGAGCAGAAAUUGUUGGAGGAGAAGAUGGUGCAGGAGAGGGAUGAGUACGAAAAGCAGAUCGAAGCAUUGAAGAAGAAAGGCCAGCGCAGCAGCGUUCAAGAUAAAGAGCAAGAGCAGAUGAAGGCUCAAAGUAUCCUCCACAAGUUCAAGGGCAAACUGGAGACUCAACGUGCACGCGCGCAAUGGGUGCGAGCAGCCUUCACCGCCGGGAAGGAUGAGCGCUUCGAACUGGACAUCCGCAUUUCGCGGCAGCAGAUGGCAGACCUCCAGCCCCGGAUGGUGGAGGCGAACCGCAUCGCUGAGGAAUUUGGGAUCCGGUACAGCUUUCACUUUGUGGAUGCAGUGGAUCCCAGGUCCCGUCGGGCGACCACCUUCGAUGAUGCCGGCGAUGAGGCGGCAGUGGCACCGAAGCGUUUGUUGCUGCAGAUGAAGGUGGACAACGCAGGCAAAGGCAAGGCGCAGCUGUGGUCCAUACAGAAGUUCAACGAUCGCUUCGUAAAGAUGUUGGCCUUUGCCGACCGGCCGGCCGGUCAGAGGGUCACGGAGGAGGACAGGGAUAUCUUCUGGGAUGACUUCGAACACCAACUCGUUGGCACGGCAGCCAUUGGAGUGACGCCUCUUCUGAAACUGGACCUGGUGCGGGAGUACAUCACGCUGAGGGAUUUCAGUGGCAACAUCACUGGGGCAGUUGAGGUGAGCAUGCGAAUGGCUUUGAGCUCCAAGCCUUCAAUGAUGCGCAUUAGCACAGCAGCGGGCUCUGGGGUCUUGAAAGACCAAGAGGUUGUUGGCAGUUUGUCCUUCGGCCGUCUCUCCUAUGAAAAUGCAGAAAGCAAAAACUGGGGCAGCUUCUUCGUUCGCUUCUCGUGGUUUGAUACAGAUGGGCGCAUGGAGCACAUGUCUCCAGCAUCGCAAGCACAGGAUUUGCAGUACACAUUUGACUUCAAGCAGGUUUGCACUGGCCCUUUCCUGAAGUUCCUUGAGGAGGGUGUGAUGGCCGUCCAGGUCCGAGCAUAUGACAAGGGAGUUGCUGCGGGUGAGCUGGACAUUGUGAAACAGAAAUUGAAGUUGACAGAAGAUGAAUUGGAUCGCAUGAAGAAGCAGGUAGAAGAGGAGAGAUCCAGAUACCAAGAAGAGCUCGAGGAGGCUCAGGAGCGUGUGACGCAAGCCAAAGAAGAGGCCAAGUUCGAAGCUGCCAAGGCCCAAGCAGCUGAAGCUCAGGCGGCCGCGGCGCAAGCGUCGGAAUCGGCCACCCCGGGGCCGCCACAGACAGCGCAGCCAGCGCCGGAGCAGGCGGAUGGGCCGUGGCAGGACAUGCGCUACGCAACGCUCGAGGAAGUCAAGGCUGAGCUCGUGAGGGCCCGGGGUCAGGUCUUCAAAAUCCAACAUGACAAGGAUGAUUUAAAAGAAAAGUUGCAAAGUUUGCAGGGCAACACGGGACGUGCGCGGCAACCAGCUGAUGGAGAGUUUCGACAUACGGACAUGGAACAAGCGCAUCAGCACAUCCUCUACUUGGAGACCAAGGUCCGAGCAAUGGAGGAACUGGAGAAAAGAAAUGAAACUUUGCAAAGGCAAGUGAGGGACCUGCAGAAGGAAAAGCAGCAGCAGCAAGGAGGUUGUGAGAUCUCCUAAGUUUACGCCGCGGUCAGCAUUGUUUCACCAGAGGGUCGGUGCCAACAGGGCACAACGGGGCGCACGGGGCACAACGGCGUAGCAGGAUUUCCGCUGAAAGCGAGCUGGAGCUUCGCUUGCUUCUGUCUCAGUGACCCAUCAGAAAUUCGCACCAAAAAAUCAUCCAAAA